Pelobates cultripes (western spadefoot toad) is the source of this 20980-nucleotide messenger RNA. Lineage: Eukaryota; Metazoa; Chordata; Amphibia; Anura; Pelobatidae. The record is from the annotation of a GenBank genome assembly.
CUGGCAGUGUGAGGAUAGAGUGCUAGCGCUGUGUCUCCAUUACAGGAGCCAUCUUACCGGAGACUCCCUCCUUUCUAUACAUUAGUUUGUGCUUCAGAAACAUGGCCGCCAACAGUGCUUUAAUACUCUGCUGCUGGAGACAAUUUGUGGUCCUCCCGUCAUUGCUUGCUCCGGGGUUUAGAACUCGAUGAUCUGCGGCUGGUUGACUCACGCUUACGCAGUUGGUCACGGUGGGUGUACAAACAUGGCGGACAGACGCUGACUCGCAGACACGCCCCUGAGCGCAGCGGUUGGUGAUUGGUUGGCGGGUUGAGAGGCGGAAGUGACGCUAUGCGCCGAGUCCGAGGGCUGCGUGGUUGCUAGGAGAAGUGAGGCCGCCAAGCCGGGAGCGGAUGCAGAGCGAGGGGCGGCAGCCGGGGGGCCCGGGACGGCGCCAGCUUGGAGGGUGAGUGGGACACGCGGUACUGACUGAGCUCGCACUCACAGCGUUGAGAGUAAGCGGAGUGUCCUUACAGUCACUCACUGGCUACCAGCACUGCCACUAUUAUCACUACUGCCACUAUUAUCACUACUGUCACUAUUAUCACUACUGCCACUAUUAUCACUACUGUCACUAUUAUCACUACUGUCACUAUGAUCACUACUGUCACUAUGAUCACUACUGUCACUAUCACUACUGUCACCGUCACUACUAUCACUGUCUACCAGCACUGUCACUAUUAUCACUAUCACUACUGUCACUAUUAUCACUGUCACUACUAUCACUAUCACUGUCUACCAGCACUGCCACUACCGUCACUAUUAUCACUAUCACUACUGUCACUAUUAUCACUAUCACUACUGUCACUAUUAUCACCACUAUCACUACUGUCACUAUUAUCACUAUCACUGCUGUCACUAUUAUCACUUUCACUAUUAUCACUAUUAUCACUAUCACCACUGUCACCGUCACUACUAUCACUGUCUACCAGCACUGCCACUACUGUCACUAUUAUCACUGUCACUAUUAUCACUGUCUACCAGCACUGUCACUAUUAUCACUAUCACUAUUGUCACUGUCUACCAGCACUGUCACUAUUAUCACUAUCACUAUUGUCACUGUCUACCAGCACUGUCACUAUUAUCACUGUCACUAUCACUACCAUCACAGCCAUCACUACAGUCACAGCCAUCAUCACUAUCACUACUACCACCGUUACUAUCACUAUCAUCACUAUCACUAUUAUUACUGUCACUAUCACUAUUAUUGCUAUCACUACCGUCACUAUUAUCACUAUCACCGUCACUACUAUUACUGUCACUACCAUCACAACUGUUACUGUCGCUGUCACUACUAUCACUAUCACCAUCACUACUAUUACUGUCACUACCAUCACAACUGUUACUGUCGCUGUCACUACUAUCACUGUCACUACCAUCACAACUGUUACUGUCGCUGUCACUACUAUCACUACUAUUACUGUCACUCACUACUAUCACUAAUACCACCAUCACUAUCACCGUCACUACUAUUACUGUCACUAUCACUACUGUCACUAUCACUAUUAUUAUUGUCACUACCAUCACUACUAUUACUAAUACUUUAUGUCACUACUAUCACCAUCACUACUAUCACACUAUUACUGGCACUACCGUCACUACUAUCACUACUACUACUAUUAUUGUCACUACUAUCACUACUUUUACUAUUACUACUGUCACUACUAUUACUGUCACUACUAUUACGACUACUAUCACCAGCACUACCAUCACUACUGUCACAGCCAUCAUCACUACCAGCACUAUCACUACUGUCACAGCCAUCAUCACUACCAGCACUAUCACUACUGUCACAGCCAUCAUCACUACCAGCACUAUCACUACUGUCACAGCCAUCAUCACUACCAUCACCACCAGCACUAUCACUAUUGUCACAGCCAGCAUCACUACCAUCACCACCAGCACUACUGUCACUACCAUCACUACUGUCACAGCCAUCAUCACCACCAGCAAUACUGUCACAGCCAUCAUCACUACCACCACCAGCACUACUGUCACAGCCAUCAUCACUACCAGCACUACUUUCGCAGCCAUCAUCACCACCAGCACUACUUUCACAGCCAUCAUCACUACCAUCACCACCAGUCACAGCCACCGUCACUACCAGCACUCUGUCACGGCCAUCAUCACCAUCACCCACCACCAGCACUACCAUCAUCACUACCAGCACUACUAGCCAUCAUCACCACCAGCACUACUCACAGCCAUCAUCACUACCAUCACCACCAGCACUACUGUCACAGCCAUCAUCACCACCAUCACCACCAGCACUACUGUCACAGCCAUCAUCACCACCAUCACCACCAGCACUACCAUCACUACUGUCACUACCAUCAUCACUACAUCACUACUGUCACAGCCAUCAUCACUACCAUCACCACCAGCACUACUGUCACAGCCAUCAUCACUACCAUCACCACCAGCACUACUACUGUCACAGCCAUCAUCACUACUAUCACCACCAGCACUACUGUCACAGCCGUCACUAUCACCACCAGCACUACUGUCACAGCCAUCAUCACUACUAUCACCACCAGCACUACUGUCACAGCCAUCAUCACUACCAUCACCACUGUCACUACUGUCACAGCCAUCAUCACUACCAUCACUACUUUCACUACCAGCACUACCAUUACUAUCACUACUGUCACCACUACUACCAGCACUACUAUUACUACCAUCACUACUGUCACCACCACCAUUACUACCAUUACUACCCAAUGAGUGACGGGGCAGUAUCGCUAGUCUCACCGUAUUGUAUGUCUCACCGUAUCCAGCGUAUCGCUAGUGUUACCCAAUCAUUAGUCUCACUGUAUCGGGCGUAUCGUUAGUCUGGCCGUAUCGCUAGUGUCAACCAAUCGUUAAUCUUACCGUAUUAGGCGCAUUGUAGGUCUCACCGCAUCGGGCGUAUCAUUAGUCUAACAGUAUCUCUAGUCUUGGCGUAUCGUUAGUCUCAUCGCGUCUGCCGCGUGGCUGGUCCCACCGCAUCGUUGGUUUCACCCUGUGGGCAGUGUGGCUAGUCUCGCCGUUUCGUUGGUCUCACAGUGUAGGCCAUAUGUCUAUUGUCACCGUAUGGUUGGUCUCACCGUGUCGGCCAUAUAGCUAGUCACAUAAAGUACAGAUUUAGCUGUUUAAAUAUCAAGUAUCUUCUUUCAUAAAAGAAACGAAAAGUCCCUAUUAUAUUCUCUAUAAAUUUUCAUCAUAUUUUUAGUUGUUUUUACAUUUUUUCACAUCUCAGGAUCCAAAAAGUCUUUGUACUGAAUGCACGGCGCAGUAACUAAGAUACCAUGUCAUGCUGCAGCAAUAAAAUACGCUUCAUAGAGAAUCAUUGAGUCUGAUUCUUCUCUACAAAAAACACUGUGUUGGCUUUGAGCAUGCGCUCAUAGAAUGAGAAAAAACAUUGGUUUUCUGGCAGGUGGGGGGUUGAACUUGAAGCCUUAUAAAAGUCCAAAUUUCUUCAAAAAAAACAGCACUUCCAUACAGUAAGAAAGAGGGGACCUUCAGUAAAUCCAUGGAUUGCUUUGUAAAUCUCGAGUUUUCUUUUACAUAUUCAUAAGCAUAGGACUCCUCAAAAAGAAUUGCCUUGACAUCAGCAACGGUGAGACUAGCCACACGACCGAAAAGGUGAGACUAGCCAUACUGCCAACGUGGUGAGACGAACGAUAAGGUGAGACUAGCCAUACUGCCAACGUGGUGAGACGAACGAUAAGGUGAGACUAGCCAUACUGCCAACGUGGUGAGACUAGCCAUACUGCCAACGUGGUGAGACGAAUGAUAAGGUGAGACUAGCCAUACCGACAACGUGGUGAGACUAGCAAGCUGACAUCUCGUUUUCAUUCACGUGGCUGAAAAGCUAGUCAUAAUUAUGCACUAGAAUUUGUUAUAGUGCACAGAGGAGUUUUUGUCUGUUGAGAAAAGAAUUGUUUUGUAUAAUUGUUAAAUUAGUCAUUACUCUGCAUAUACUCUGCAUAUAAUGUUUGUUAAUCGUGAGCUGCCUAUGAAUGAAUAACUGUAUUAUCACUCAGUCAGAAACUGUAGUGCAUAGUGUUAUGUGAAUAGAUGCAUCUUUUUUAACUUUCCAAGUGUGCCUGGACUCCAUACGUCAGACUUCUGAAUUUAGAUUGCGGUAUCCUUGGUAUUUAACCCUCAUCUUCCCAUCUGGCUGCAGAGUGGUUCACUAGAGGGAGAGGAAAGAGGUGUGCAGGCUUGGCUGAGAAUUCUUCAAUGGGCUGUUGUGGAUAGAACUGUAUGUCAUUGUUCAGGUGCCAUGGGCAGCUGGGGAAACUAGUUCAUACAUAUCCCGCAGAUAAGAUAUCUAAUGCAAAUAUUAUUCCACAUUUUAACUGUCUGGGAGGGAGUGUUCCGUCUGUAUUCACAGUAAUUAAGAGAUAAGCAAAUCAGAACUUGGUGUUCUGACUCAUAUGAACAUCUUUGUGCCUAGGCCAAAAUGUGAAUCCCCAGCCGUUCUUAAUUUCUCAAUGAACUUUGUCAAUCUAACAUAUGGCAAAGCAUCGUGGGAUUUAUAGUUCAGUAGAAGCCGGGAUCUUCCUCUUGGCUGCUUGUACUUCAGACUAAAAGAAGUAAUUUUAUAAAUGUAUGCAGCCUGUGCAUGCUCUGGGAAAUGAAUAUUCACACUUUACAUUGAAUCAGACCUUUUCUAGUUAAAUCUCUCACAUGAAGCUUGAUAUUUUGUUAAGGAAGAAUGCUGUCAGUAGUGGAGAGGUAUUGUAAACCAUUGGGCUGGAACUUGCUAUUGCUCUUAUGUGUAGAACUUGCCUCAUCGCUUUUUCCAUCUAGUCCGCAUGGAAUCUGAAGAGUUCUUUUGGUGCCUUAUUUCUGUGAACGUUUAAGGUGGAAUUCUCACUUGUGGAACCUUUGGAGCUAUUUUGCUGUAUUCUGGUACCCUGGGGCGUAUUUAGGACAGUAUUCUUACCUGAUGAUCUGCGCCCUCCAUGCUACCAUAUCUUACACUGAUGUCUCUUUGGCUCCAGUUGUCUACACUAGUGAUUGUCCCGUCAGUGAUGCACGCUCACAGGUGUGCAAGAAAUGGCAAGAUGUGGUGAGAGAAGUUGACCUUGUUUUGUUUUAAAGAAAGAUUCUGUCCUGAAAAACUAUAAAUUGGCAGUGCUGCUUAUCAAAGCUGAUGUAUCAAUUCUUCGGUUCGCAUGUUUUUAGUUCCUCAUGUGUUUGUCUCAGGACCCACACAGUACAUUAUUAAAAUUUAUAUCAUCCUUAUUCUAAACAGUGAAUUUUUACUGCUAAUUGUUCCGUGUUAAUAUCUUCCAACAUCUCAAAUGGAGAGAGAGACACUUCCACUGUAGAGUAAGAUAGCAAUCAAAACCUGUCUUUCUAUCCAAUAAUGGAUGAAUUAUUGUUUUUGUGAGUUUCCUUACUAAACCAGGAAUUAUGGGAAUUGCAAGGUGUAGGCCAGGAGACUCCAAAACUCUAGUUGAGCUGCAGAAAUAUCCUUUCUGGUUUCCCAACUCCAGGUUUAAUGAAUAUAGCCUUUGUGUUUUGCUUCUCAUUCUUGUUCUUAUGCGUUGCAACAUUCUUCAUGCUCUGUGCUCAUAACCCAAAUGCUUCUCGAUCUUGUCUUUACGAGUGGUUUGCACAUGGGCCGUGUGUUUUCCUAUAGUAAAGCUGGUUAAACAAGUGCGAUAGACACCUAAGCUUUUCUAAAUCCUUAAUCCAUAAAGAAUUGCCUCCUUCUCCAUUUAGAUCUUUGUAACCACAGCUGCAGAGGGAUUCUAAGUGGCUAUUGCAGUUACAGGAAUUUGCCUGAUGCAGAUCUCUGAGAAAUUCUCAUUGUUGGCCCGAUGCCUGCGGUGCUGUGAAUGAGCAAGUAUGCUGACUCAGUAUAGCACGUCAUGCUAUUAAUGCAGAGCUUGCCUUUCUUCAGUACUGAAAACCUCAAAUAAAACACAUUUUUUAAAUUCUGUUCUUUUGUUACACGUGCUAGUUAAGUCCAGUUAGCCAUUACAUCAGUAAACAAUUAACUCUUUAGCUGCCAGAGUAGUUAGUGAUUCGUGGCAAGUGGUUGAAUCAUUUUACCAGCACUGACUAACUAAUUGACUCAUCUGUUUAUUUAAGGUUUGCCCUAUUAUGAACAACAACUCUGGCACAAGUGCACAACCCAUCUGCAAGGAAGCAACUUCAUUUCUACAUUGCCCGGCACCAGCCCACCUGGUUCUUUCUACCUGUAUAGCAUGCUCUUCCAGCUGUUUGGAAUCAGUCAAUCACCUUCUCAUUUCACUUGUUAUCAGUUACGGAUUGAUUCGCUUUAUCAUCAUCUACAACUUCCUCUGCUACCUCUUGUCUCAUCUCCCCAUUUUAACUUUUAGAUUGUAAAAAGCACAAAAUAUAAAAAGGAAGAGAUAAUUCAGUGCUUGUAGAUACUGGUACAUUUCAUUGGGGCAGCCUAACAUCUAAUCUGGUACAAGUCCAAGUCAAAUAUAGCGGAUGGGUUGGUGGUGGUGUUAUCUUUUGUAAUUCCUCAGAUGUAUAUGCAAAAAAUAGAAGACAGACAAAAAGAAGAAACGAGCUGAUAGUGUAGUAUAUUUUUAUAUUGUUUGGAGAGAUGUAAUCAGCAAGAUGAGCACUUACACUUUUCUGGAGCUUCAAUUCAUCUCCAACUUGAAUAAUCCCCGCCUAAGGAUAUGGUGUAAUAGUGAUGCAGCAAGCAGUCUUUCUGGUAGCAGAUCUAUUCGUUGGACAAAUAUAAGUACGUGCACACCUAUACAUACAUACACGCACAGGCACUAAUACAUGUACAUAUACAGACCUAUAUAUAUGUACAUUGUAUUUAUCUGUAUAUCGUAUGUACUUGUGUCUGUGUAUGCUGGAUAUAGGCGUUCAUGCACAUUCUGGAACUCUUGGGUGGGAAUUCAUGCAUUCUUAAUCGAAGUAAUAUUUUCUAUUUUUUUUUUUUUACUUUCCCCUUUUAGCACCAUCUCCUGCGCUGUUUGCUUGUUUUUUUUCUCUCUCUCCACCUUUGUCCAUUUUUUCUCUAUUGGAUCCACCACCAUACAUUCAGGAUUGGGACAGAUCAUUGACACUUAGAGUAUACUUUAGGAACUCUGCUACACAGAUUACUGACAUCUAUGUACUUUAGUGUAUUGAGUUAUAUAUUUAUGGUGAUUUGGCGCUAAGCACUUUAAGGAAUGUUUUGCACUUUAUAUACAAUGCCCGUAUUUGAUAUCAAAUUCCUCCUUGCUUGUCGUAUGGGAGAUGCUUGUGAUGCCGGAUUCUUGUGUCCUGUUGUUCCGGCAUCCAUAGCAACUCCCACAAUUAAAGAACCCUCUCUUGCUAUUAUCCUCCUUGGUGCUCUUGGGGCCCUUUAUAGUUAGAGCCAACAUGGUUUAGUGAAUUGGAGUCUUUGAAUAUAUAAUUCUUAGUCUACCUAACCUCUUUCUGAGAAUCUGGUCACCGUUAAGAAUAUUCCAAUGGCUGUUUAGUAUUUUCUUCACCUGGUUUGUUUGCUGAAUCUUGUUAUAAAUGCCGGAACUUCAACUGUAUUCGUCUCCUUAGAUUGUAAGCUCACAGACAGGGACCUACCUUUUUUUAUUUGUCUGUUUUGUUGUAUUGUCUUUUACCCAAUUGUACAGCGCUCCGGAAUGUGUUGGCACUUUAUAAAGAAUAAAUAGCCUGUAAAAUGUGCUCAUAGUAUGAUCCUGGUGGAUUUUCUCUGGCUUCUGAAGCCUCAACCUACAUAAAAUCCCAAUAUAAAUUCAUUAUAGUCUAAUCGCACAUGACAUCCCAGAAUGCAGGGCUUCAGUUAAAUUGAAUUUUGGAAGAAAGAUAAUUUGUAAUCUGAUUCCUUGAAGAUCUGUCAAACAUAACAGUACUUUUUUAAAUCAUCAUUUUUUUUUUUUUUCCCCGCAGGAUUUUUAACAUUAGAUUUACGUAUUCCAUACCUUUUGGUACAUGUUUGUGAGAACUUAAUUUUUUUUUAAAAUAUCCCAAAUGGCACUAUCCCAAAUCCCUCUGCACAUUUAAAUAACUGGAGGUUUUUACUAUCACUCCAAUGGCCGUUGGGCAUACUUCUUAUGUGAGUACUACACUAAAAGGCAAAAUCUCUGAGACAGAAAGGGGUAUUGUUAUGAAGCUCUAAAUACUUACCAGGCUCUUACAGAACACACAUGGUGUUAGGGACAGUACUGUAACAUGGCUGUGUAAAACAACACACACAAUUAAACCUUUGCCUCAAACUCCCACUACUCUUGAACGGUAGCAAUGGCUGUAGAUUCCAUCACAAUAGUUUAGUUAUAGCUUCCUUGGGUUUGGCAGUUUCCUUAUUGCUAUUAAAUUGAGCCAAGCUUCUGUUAUUCUCUGUCCUUUGCCCUGUUUAUUGCAUAGUGAUCAUGUUCCAAACUGGGCUUUCAGUUGAGCAAGACAAGACAUUUCUGCAUUAUUCUCUGGAUUCUGCCUUUACAACUUUUCUUUUUAAAUAAAGGAAUUAUUUCGCCUUUUUUUGUGGCAUAAUUGGAAAUGGCUAAGAAUGGAUUAUUUAAAAAAAUAUAUAUAUAUAUUUUUGGGGGGUCAACAUCAUAAAAGGAUGGGUUUCAAAGUUGAACUUAAUGGGUCUUUUUUAUUUACUUAUUUUACUCCCCAACAUCUACAACUUUGUAACAUUGUCUGCUCAUUGUUUAUUUAAAGAUAAAUUGACAUCAGCUCAGCUUGUGGCUUUAACUGGAGGAUAUGAGCAGCCAAUGGAAGCGUAAAAUGCACACUUUAUUCUGGCUGCUGACAUAUCUAGUUACUUGGUUGUUCUGAAAUCUCGGGUGACUGUUCUCUCAUUAAAGUGCUGAUUCUAAUGAUUUAGGAGGAAUGUGUAGCUUUAUGUUCUGCAGAUUCAAAACUCAACAAAUUAUGGGUUUUUGUUAAUUUGUUUUAUAGGUAAAUUUUGCAUUUGCUAGAUAAUUUUCCAUUUUCUUUUCCUUUUUAGGUUCGUUAAACAUCGUAAAUGAUGUCCAGCAGCCCUCUCCAAACCACUGUGUUUAAUUCUUCACUGGGGAGAACCAGGUGAAAUGGAACUUCAUGGCAUCUGUAGAGCCUGACCUGUACAGUAGGUGCGGGGGAUGUAAAAAUCAGAAGCUGUUGAUGCCUCCUCAACCCACGGAAGUGAAAAGUAGGAUUCGUGUCUACCAAUCCCCUCAGAUUUGGAGCUUGGAGAAAAAGUGUAGCGAUGCCAUACACGCUCUCCAAAAAAAACCAGUAGGAUCUAAUGCAUACCAUCUGUGCUUUGAUUGCCAUAACACUGCACCUUCUACUUCCCCAUCAUCUCCUUUACUCACGGCACACAAUACAAAAUCAUCACGUAAUCUUCCUGAAAGGACGUUUGUUUUCCAGCGACCAGUGAGUGGCCAUAAACCAUAUCAGAAGCUUGAAUCAUUGUGUUUGAGGCCAAAGAGUGUUGACCAGAGGCCUUACUCUACUUCUUCUCCAAUCAGAUACCCACAUUCUACACCUGCUAGUUAUUUUGGUACGACUGGUGCCAUGACCACCUCAUUGAUGGAUCAAUUCCUUUUGCCAAGUGCAACUGGAGAUCAACUGGAAUUAAGUCCAAGGAGACCAUCAAGUGUUGUUCCAAAGCUGCCUUGUGAAUCUACAAGACCAUCUCUGAAUACAAACUCAUUCCUGCGUCCCAGUAGUGCUAAAGUGCCUUUGCAUCCACACCAAGGGAACAAGAAGACAUACACCUGCCCUGUUGGCACUAAUUCUUCUUCCUGGCACAAUGGUGGGACCGGAGAAUUGGGCCAGUUGAAUGGUAAUAUUCAGUGUCUCUCCCACCACUGCACAACAACACUGAAAUUCCCCCAACCUCCUACUUCACCCAAUAUCGUCCAAGGAUCAAGCCGAAUGGAGCCAACUGCCUGGGAGAUACUUGAACAUGGUAGCAAAAUGGACACUUUACCACACAGAAUUCAUCUAACUGAAGCUGUGAAAAAUUUAGUACAAAGCAGAAAUGUAUUAAAAAGCAAUAUUGCUCCCCACGUUGAAGCAGCUUCUAAUAUGGCCUUCAGUAAAGACAGUGUUCUUGCCAACUGCAAUAAAGUAACCUCUCCCUUAUGCUCAGGAAGCCAAAAAGAAUUAAUUCCUGGUACCUAUGUGUCUGAUGGGGCUUUCGUGAAUGGUAGCUUAAAUAUUGCUAGUGGUGCCAUUGACUGUGCCAAGUUAGCUGUUGAUGCUAAUGUUUCUAAUCCAAAUAUCCACCGUCAAACAGUUAGUGCCCCUGCCUUGAAGAGAGAGAGCCAUCAGCCUGCAAUGCUUCAGAAAUCUCAAGGAGUGACCAUAACCGUGAUGGCCACACAGAUCUCUACCAUCCAUCUGAACAAAACGCAUAGGGUCCCAGAAAUUCCAGUGCAGUCUGAGAGUGUUUUACACAAACUGGAGUAAGUAUUUUCAAAGAUAUGGCAGUUAUAAAAGCUGUACACAAUAUUUUAUUCUUGUGACAAUAUCAUUUUUUAAGGCAAUCAGUUGAUUUAUAAUUCUGACCACAUGCUGUAUUGUAUUGGUUUCCCGUACAGACAACCUUUGCCAAAUUGUGAGCUGGAGGGUGCCGAAGAAGAGCUGCCUGAUGGUUUGGAUGACCGUCAGGAGGAAGAGGAGGAGGAGGAGGAAGAGGAUAUGGAAGAUGAGGAUGGUGAAGAUGGAGGUAGUUUUACUUCAAAUAAAGUAUAUGGUUUCAAUCUUUUUGCUGCCGUGAAGCAGGAGUACCAAUUAGUAUUUAAUUGCCCCACCUCACGUUCUGGAUAAGUAGAAUCGAAAACUUAGACUUGACCUCCCUUUUUUUUUUCUCCCACUUGUGUGUUUUAUUAAUUAGACUUCAAGCUCCUUAGUAUCUGCCAAUAGGCUCUUAUGGGUACUUUCCAUUGUUCUCAAUAAAUACAUAUAUUUUCAAUGCUGGAGUAUUAAAUGUACUGCCCCUCCAUACGUGUAAAAAUGAUCUCCUGGGGGUCGGGGGCCUCUGCACACUGUGCUUAUCAUAGAGAAUCAUUAAAUGCAGUGGUUUGUGAUGGGGCACAAAGCAGACAGGGAGAGCAGCAUGUAUGAAACAUGACCAUACUAUAGUUAUUUUGCCAAGUGAUUGAGAGGGCAGAGCGUUAUCCUAAUCGCCUGAAAUACGUCUUCAUUCCUCUUACUGCAGACACACCUGAUGGCUCAUUGAUCUACAGCUCUUCGGACACAUUGCUUUCUGCAGUAUCCAGGUAUAGUCCAUGUGUAGUUUCAUGCUGAUAGGAAUUGUAUUCUUUAUGGAAAAAUUGCCUUAAACUUGGAUUCGUUUUCCAUUAUUAUUACCUGCACGUGCUUCUUCAUACAUAAACAAUUUUGUGCCUUGCAUGUCCCAGCUUGUACCAGUAUAUUUGUCCAGUGAGCCAAGUUUUCUUUGUUACUGAAAUACAGCUCUUUCUCAAAGGCAAUGUCCGGAGAAUGUUCCUGUAAAUGGAGGUUCUGUUGUAAGACCCGCUCUAACCAAUAGCCUCUUCCCCAACAUGCCACAGACCGUAUAUUUUGGCACUCAAGAUGAAACUGGUAAGUUUACACUCAAGAAAUGUAUAUUUUACAAUUUUUGUGUGCCGUGGCACACACUUUAACAGGACACUACCGCGAUAUUGUGUUCUCCAAUUUAAUUGCAAUCUCAAUUAUUGAGAAGUUUUAUUAUGUAUAUAGAGCAGAUUUCUUUGCAUUAUAUUUAAUGAAAGGUACAGGUUGGUUCAGAAAGGUCAGGAGUUGCAUACUUUUAUUGUUUUAUAUUAUCUCAAUCUAUUUAAAUAAUACAAGUACCAUUUACAAAUCACAUUGAACGUGGACAGGGAGGUUUAGAAAGGGAGCAGUAUAUGCUCCAUCUGCUGGUUUGGACUAAAUGUAGUUCUGUUUCCAGUAAGAAUUCUUAAUGCUAUACCAGAGUUAAUGUUGAAAGAACACAGAUACCGUGCGCAUACAGAUAAUGAACGCAAACUAAAUGGAACAGUCAAACGGAAUAUCUUUCUACAGUACACUGCUGCUCUGUGAUGCACUAAUAUGUUUUGGUUUUGUGGGAAGAUCUAACCAUUACAUUUGAGCAGGAUUUUGCUGCAUUCUGGUAAAUAUUGAUGUCCAAACCCUCCACACAAAUGUUCAGUGUUUUAGAAUAGCACUAUCUGUUUCACAGAGCCCACAAGUCUGUCACCUUGUUAGAUUAACAAAAAUAAUCCAAAUUAAGUACUGGAUAUUCCUUUUGAUGGUUUGUAAUAGUCACUAUACGGAUAGAUUGCCCAGAUCAUGUCAUCACUUUCAGCCACCACCAAACCACAGUGCACUAGGAAUAGCAUCCCUUUACAAAUCAUUUUAUUAAUAUGUCCCUAUAUUAUUCAUGAAAACAAAUGAAGAUGAGGGUUAAAUUUUAAAAAAUUGCAAAUAAAGUAAGCAGAUGCCAGUUACAGAAUCACAAGUGUGUGUGUGUGUGUGUGUGUGUGUUGGAGUCUCUCUGCUAGAUUAUUCUUUUAGUCUACACAGUAUAGAAGAUUUGAUCUCCUCUCUUUGCAGUGCAGAGAUUACCAUGGGCACAACGGAAGCUGCUGAAAUGGCGAAUGAGCACAGUGACUCCUAAUGUCGUGAAAAUAGCUGUUACAAGAUCCCACUUCCGAGUUACCAAAAGUGAGAAGCCAAAUGUUUGCCUCACAAUUCCUCAUCAACUGCUCCACUGUUCCUUUAAAUAAAUAGUUCUAACACAUUUAGCAAGCUGGAUUUACAUCUCACAUUCCUUUACCGUGUCUCCCCUCCACUUAUUGGCUAUUUUAGCUACCACCUGCCCUCACUGUAAAUAAGUUUUCUCGAACUAUAUCAGAUCUAUAGGUGAUAAUGGUAAUAAAGCACCCCGGAUCUCUUCCAGUCUAUACCUGUCUGCUUUUAUAUUUUCUGACCCCAUUUUAUUCGAAUAUACUGCAGCUUUAUUGCUUCAUACUGCAUGUGCAUAGUCCCAGUCCCACAUUUGAAUGACUUUCUAGCAAUGCUGAGUAUUGAUCUUGUUGACCUGUAAAAUGAUUAUUUUUCCAAACUUGUUUUCUGAUCGUAGAAAAUCAUGAUUGGCUUGGAUGCUGGGGUCACCAUAUGAAAUCUACAGCUUUUAAGACCAUCCAAGCACAUCAGAAGGUACGUUUCUGUUACAGGUUAUAUGUUAGUGCGUCUGACAUACCAUAACGUUUGUACUAUACAUUGUGUUAUCCUAAUUUCUCACAAUUUGAUUACAUUGCGUACUUCUCUGUUGACACAAUAAAGGUCGUUUUAAUGGGUUGCCUGUUUCUGCACCCAAUAAUAUUUUGCGGUUAGUCUCUGCCUUUCAUAAACCAGGGAGAAAACUUUAGAGAACUAGAAUAUUAACAAAUAUAUGUUGUUUGUUUUCUUUGAACUGUUUAGAGCAGUGUUAGUCAACCUUUUUCUACCUACCGCCCACUAAUGCAUCUUUUUUGUUGAAAAAAUUUCCUUACCGCCCACAAGUGCAGAAUAUUUUUUAGAAAGGAGUGUUUUUUUAAAAAAAAUGUACGUACAUUAUCUUUUUAUUUCUACUUAAUGCAUGUUUAUAAUGUUUUUAACUUUAUAAAGUUUAAUGAGAAAACCAUAAAGUAAAUUCAAAUUACCUUUACUAGUGAUUAAUGAGAUCCUUGAGGUUGAUGCUUCGAGACUAAAUAUUUGAUAUCUGGCUUGAUCUUCGUAAGGAACAAACGAAGGUCUUCUCUGUUGGCGCAUAAUACGAUUUCUCAUCUGUGUGUCAGCUCAAUUCCCCAUCCCCCCCCCUUUUUUUUUUUUAAACCUUCCUUAUACUAAUGCCCAGUAGGAAGGCUGAGCUAUGCAGCCCGCUUACUAUUACUUACUAUAGCCCACUAUAACAGACAGGCAUACAGACAUACACACAUACAGACAUACACACAUACAGACAUACACACAUACAGACAUACACACAUACAGACAUACACACAUACAGACAUACACACAUACAGACAUACACACAUACACACAUACACAGACACAUGCAUAGAGACACACAACAGACAUGCAUACAGACACACAACAGACACGCAUACAAAGGCACAUACACACACAACACAUACAGACACAAGACAUACAUACAAAGACGCAUACACAAACAAACACACACAAAAUAUUUUAGUCACCCUCCUGUUUCCUACCUUUUACGGUGCAGGAGGGUGACUUUCCCUGGGGUCCAGUGGUAGCUCAGGUGGAUGGGAGUCAGAGGUUCCCACUCUGACUCCCUGGUCUUCCUCCCGUUGUUAGCUCUCAUUGUUAGCUGGGAGGAGUGACGUGCAGUCACUUCCUCCCAGCUCGGUGAUGUAAUCACAGGGGGUCCAGUCGCGCUGUUAAAGCGCCCAGUGCUGACCGGGCCCCCUUACAAUCCACAGCCAUCGAGUGGCCCUGACAGCAUGGGCCACCCGAUGAAACCCUCUAUAUGCGGCCGCCAGGGCAGCAAAUGGUGAUGGCGGUACCCGGUUGUAGGGGUACCGCCGGCUCGCACCCGCCCGGUCUCUCAAAAUUAUAAAAUCCCUACCGCCGCCCACCAGGUUGACGACCCAUGGUUUAGAGUAGAGUGGGGGCACAGGGAAUUGUCAAGCCAUUGGAAAGAGUUUGACUUUUAACAGUGGGACAGUGCUGUGGACCUUUGCCACCAUUACUGUUGCAGCAUAGUGCUUGUGGUUCUUAGUGCCUUGUGGUUUGUUUGUUUUUUAAAAUAUCCUAGACUGUAAUGCAAGAGGGGUAUCUGAGGAAAAAGCUAAAUACAAAUCUGUGUUCUUUCAGCUGAACCAUUUUCCAGGGACAUUCCAGAUCGGUCGGAAGGAUCGCCUGUGGCGCAACCUGUCGAAGAUGCAAGCACGUUUCGGGAGAAAAGAGUUCAACUUUUUUCCCCAGUCGUUUGUUCUACCUCAGGAUAUCAAGCUGUUAAAGAAAGCGUGGGAGGAGGGUGGCACGAGGCAAAAAUGGAUCGUGAAACCGGUAGGGAUCUUCCAGUUUUUACAGGUUUUAUGCUGGUAUUUACAAAGUUAUCUGCAGUCUGAAACACAUAUUAAAUGAUGAUUUUAUUACUAUUUGGGUUUACUGAAGAAAUAGGAGAAGAUGAGGUUUGUACGUAGAAUAAGAUUAGAGGAACUCCAUGCUGUAGUAAUUAUCUUGCCAUAAUAUACCGUAUAUACUAGAGUAUAAGCCGAGUUUUUGAGCACAUUUUUUGUGCUGAAAAAGUCCCCCUCGGCUUAUACAUGAGUCAGGGUCUGUAUUAUGGCAAUGUAGCCAUAAUACAGACCAGGAACGCCGGGUUCAUUACAGGGGGGAGUAGGAGGGGAGGAGUGAGUGAGCGGCAGCAAGCUGUUACUUACUUUUCCUGCAGCUCCCCAGUGUAAAUCUCGCGAGACCCGCAGCCGUCAGAGCGGGCCAGCCCAUACCACUGGACCACCACGGAUUAACAUAUCCCCCCUCCCUGGCCAGGUAACAAGCAGGGAGGGGGGACAAAAAAAAGUUAAAAAAAAUUAAAUAUUGAAAUAAUAAUAUUAAAAAUGCCCUCCGCCCCACCCAGUUUACACACACUUACACAAUCUGCAUCAUAUACACACACUCUGUAUCAUAUACACACACUCUGCAUCAUAUUCACACAAACUGCAUUCAUUAUAUACACACAAACUACACAAACACACACACUCUGCAUUCAUUAUAUACACACACACACUCUGCAUUCAUUAUAUACACACACACACUCUGCAUUCAUUAUAUACACACACACACUCUGCAUUCAUUAUUUACACACACUGCGUUCAUUAUUUACACACACUGCGUUCAUUAUUUACACACACACUGCGUUCAUUAUUUACACACACACACUGCAUUCAUUAUUUACACACACACACUUCGUUCAUUAUUUACACACACACACACUUCGUUCAUUAUUUACACACACACACUGCGUUCAUUAUUUACACACACACACUUCGUUCAUUAUUUACACACACACACUGCGUUCAUUAUUUACACACACACACUGCGUUCAUUAUUUACACACACACACUGCGUUCAUUAUUUACACACAAACACACUGCGUUCAUUAUUUACACACACACUGCGUUCAUUAUAUACACUACACACACACUGCAUUCAUUAUAUAUACACACUCUUCAUUAUAUACACAUACUGUAAAUAAAUAUUCAAAAACAUUUAACCUACUGAUGCCUCAAUUAAUGUAAUUUUAUUGGGAUCUAUUUUUAUUUUUAAAUUUACCAGUAGCUGCUGCGUUUCCCACCCUAGGCUUAUACUCGAAUCAAAUUUUCCCAUUUUUUUUUUCCUGCUAAAAUUAGGUACCUCGACUUAUAUUCGGGUCGGCUUAUACUCGAGUAUAUACAGUAAUUAAAAAAAAAACAUAUAUUUGUUUGUUUUUCCCCUUUGAAUAAUAGCUGGGCAUUUCAGUAUGCUGUAUCUUGAUGUUACAGCCAAUUCUACCCCAAAACACAGACGUGUUACUCUCUGUAUGUCUAUUGCUCUGAGUACCAGGCCUUGUAGGGUUUGCUAUAAACCUGAACUAAUGACCAUGUCUUCUUAUGCGUUUAGCCAGCGUCGGCCAGAGGAAUGGGGAUUCAAGUGAUACACAAAUGGAGCCAACUUCCUAAGAGGAGGCCGCUUUUGGUACAAAGGUAAGACCACCUACGUUGUAACCAGACAGGGCCUGGUAACCAGCUACUUGUUUGUUUUACAAAGUCUGUCCUUUAAUAUUACUCAAUUAAAUAGAUCAAUAAUGGAUAUUAAUGUGCAUUCUUAGAGUUAUUACAUCACUUUUAUACAUCCAACUAUUUGUGUUAAACGGCUUCUUUUUACAGAAAGUCUAUUCAUUAAAUUGUCUUUAAUACCUGGAAUUAUGGCGAUGCUGUACAUAUAGUCAGGUUUAAUUUAGUCAAAACUAAUCCUGAGCUGAGAUCUAUCUCUCAAUGUAUUUCUGGUCCUCAGGUAUUUACACAAGCCCUAUCUCAUCAGCGGGAGCAAGUUCGAUCUUCGGAUCUAUGUUUACGUGACUUCUUACGACCCCCUCAGAAUCUAUCUAUUUUCAGAUGGUUUGGUGAGAUUCGCAAGCUGCAAGUAUGUCGUGUAGAUACACUAUUGUUUCAUUUUAUUUGAUCCAUAGUUAGUCCUUUCAAUGACAUGUUGAAAAUUGGUGAAUUUUCAUUGUCCAGGUAUUCUUCCUCUAUGAAAAGUCUCAGCAAUAAAUUCAUGCACCUUACAAACUACAGUGUCAACAAAAAGAAUGUCGACUACAAGGCCAACUCCGACCAAACUGCUUGCCAGGGGCACAAAUGGUAACAAAAUCUACACUCCUUUCCUUUAUGCAGUGAUUGUUAUUGUGUGUAUCUAUAUGCCAUGUUAUGCUCUGCCUGGAGGAAGCCUGCCUGAAAGUCAACCUCUGCACCAGAAGCCAAAAAAAUAAAUUAAAAUAUUAUAUAGAAAUAUAUACACCGAACAAAAUUAUAAACACAACACUUUUGUUUUUGCCCCCAUUUUUCAUGAGCUGAACUCAAAGAACUAAGACUUUUUCUAUGUACACAAAAGGCCUAUUUCUCUCAAGUAUUGUUCACAAAUCUGUCUAAAUCUGUGUUAGUCAGCACUUCUCCUUUGCCGAGAUAAUCCAUCGACCUCACAGGUGUGGCAUAUCAAGAUUCUGAUUAGACAGCAUGAUUACUGCACAGGUGUCCCUUAGGCUGGCCACAAUAAAAGGCCACUCUAAAAUGUGCAGUUUUACCACACAGCACAAUGCCACAGAUGUCGCAAAUUAUGAGGGAGCGUGCAAUUGGCAUGCUGACUGCAGGAAUGCCCACCAGAGCUGUUGCCCAUGAAUUGAAUGUUCAUUUCUCUACCAUAAGCCAUCUCCAAAGGCAUUUCAGAGAAUUUGGCAGUACAUCCAACCAGCCCACACCAACCCAGGACCUCCACAUCCAGCAUCUUCACCUUCAAGAACGUCUGAGACCAGCCACCUGGACAGCUGCUGCAACAAUCGGUUUGCAUAACCAAAGAAUUUCUGCAGAAACUGUCUCAGGGAAGCUCAUCUGCAUGCUCGUUAUCCUCAUCGGGGUCUCGACCUGACUGCAGUUCAUCGUAACCGACUUGAGUGGGCAAAUGCUCACCUUUAAUGCCGUCUGACACUUUGGAGAGGUGUUCCCUUUACGGAUGAAUCCCGAUUUUUCACUGCAGGGCAGAUGGCAGACAAGUGUGUAGGGCGUCAUGUGGGUGAGCGGUUUGCUGAUGUCAACGUUGUGAUAGAGUGGCCCAUGGUGGCAGUGGGGUUUAUCACACGGGCAGGUGUAUGUUAUGGACAACGAACACAGGUGCAUUUUAUUGAUGGCAUUUUGAAUGCACAGAGAUCUUGUGACGAGAUCCUGAGGCCCAUUGUUGUGCCAUUCAUUGACAACCAUCACCUCAUGUUGCAGCAUGAUAAUGCAUGGCCCUAUAUUGCAAGGAUCUGUACACAAUUCAUGGAAGCUGAGAACAUCCCUGUUCUUGCAUGGCGAGCAUACUCUGCAUGCAUUGAGCAUGUUUGGGAUGCUCUGGAUUGGCAUAUAAGACAAUGUGUUCCAGGUCCUGCCAAUAUCCAGCAACUUCGCACAGCCAUUCAAGAGAAGUGGACCAACAUUCCACAAGCCACAAUCAACAACCUGAUCAAUUCUAUGCCAAGAAGAUCAACUCUAUGCGAAGGAACAGAUUUUCGAACCGCCCCUCAACCCCCAAUACAGUAAAACUGCACAUUUUAGAGUGGCCUUUAAUUGUGGCCAGCCUAAGGCACACCUGUGCAAUAAUCAUGCUGUCUAAUCAGCAUCUUGAUAUGCCACACCUGUGAGGUGGAUGGAUUAUCUCGGCAAAGGAGAAGUGCUCACUAACACAGAUUUAGACAGAUUUGUGAACAAUAUUUGAGAGAAAUAGGCUUUUUGUGUACAUAGAAAAAGUCUUAGAACUUUGAGGUCAGUUUAUGAAAAAUGGGGGCAAAAACAAGUGUUGUGUUUAUAAUUUUGCUCAGUGUGUGUGUGUAUGUAUGUAUGUGUGUAUGAUAUACUUUCUCCAGGCUGAGCAUGUUGGUACAUACUACAUAUUGUGCAAAGGCAUUUUCUUUGAGAGGGAAAGUAUGGGAAGAAUCCACGAUACAAAUUUAACGGUGGUAUAAAUAUUUGCUGUAUAUUUGAUAGUUAUUUACUAGCGCGGUGUAUACAGGACAACUUGAAAGUCCAAGUAAACAACCCAGAUUUGUGUGACAGUUAAGAUGUAUAGUCUUGCCAUUACCUUUUUGUAAUGGAGCAAAGAAUUGGUGUAAUAUAAGGCAAAACAGGCCAUAGGUGUUUUUUUUGGUCUAUAAUAACGAUGAUAUUCUAAGAUUUAGACUCUUCCAGAUCUUUUGUGGGUUCGUGACUUUUGACUUGUCUUAUAAAUUGUGCUUCUUGUCCUCAUAUUCUCAGAUUACAGUUGGAUCUACGUUCUUUCUAACAGGCUGUUCAUUUAAAGCUCCAGAAAGACACGUGUUGGCAAUAUAAGGCACCGUACAUUAAUAACAUCAAACCCCUCUUUCCGUAGGGCACUGAAGGCAUUGUGGAGUUACCUCAACCAGCAUGGUUUCAGUAGUGAUAAAAUCUGGGAGAAGAUCAAAGACAUGGUGAUAAAGACAGUUAUUGCGUGAGUCUAAUUGGGCAGUAAGCUUGGCAUGGACUUCCCAUCCCUGUGUAAUGCGCUUCACGUUAUCAGUGGGUUACUGUGAACUAGCAUGGUCACAUGUUCUACAGCACAGGGCUAGUGUACACUAAGGUGCAUUGAGGUGUUGCCUAGAUUAUCGUAAAUGUUUUUUAUUUAAAUAUAGUAAAAUCUUACCUUUUUACAGUCUACUGAUGCUGGCUCUGCCCCGAUCUGCCUCCUUAACUGACAUCAUCAGAAGUGAUGAAUUCCCAUAGGAAAGCAUUGGAUUGGCUGAGAUUGCCAAGGAGGCAUUCCCGGGGCACAGUCAAACGCUGCCCUGGCCAAUCAGCAUCUCCUCAUAGAAAUGAAUAAAUGCAUCUCUAUGAGGAAAGUUAAGUGUCUCCAUGCAGAGGGUGGAGACACUGAAUGAUAGUGUUGUACACUGUGCAUCCCUGGCCCAGGAAGCACCUUUGGUAGCCAUCUGAGAGGCCAGUGGAGGUCUUCCUAGGCUGUAAUGUAAAUACUGCAUUUUCUCUGAAAAGACAGUAUCUACUGCAAAAUGCCUGCAGGGACAGAGUAUACUCACCAGAACAACUACAUUAAGCUGUAGUUGAUCUGGUGUUUAUAGUGUGCCUUUUUGUCAUGUUUGGUUUAAGAUGGGAUUGAGAAAAGAAAGUUUUAAAAAAAACAAAACACUCCUGUUUUUAUGGAAUUGAAAUUAGUCAUUCAUUAAUAUGCGCAUUGCAUAGCAUGGCCAGUUUUAGGUAGAAAUACAAGUUUAAUUCAUACACAGUUCUAGCUAAAUCGCAAAGAAUUACAUUGAUUCCCAUCUGAAGAUUGCUUCUGCCUUCUCCUACAUGACUGCUGCAGAUUGUCAUUAAACUUUAUAGAGUUUCCAGUCCUGCAAAAGAGGAGCACAAAUACCUCUUAACUGUGUAGCUUACCAUAGGUGCAGAAUGUGCCCGGGCUGUCUGGUCAAAAUUCACACAUUGGAUCAAACCGUUUUAAAUGUCUCUUUCCCACCCAACUACUCUCAACCGCUCUCUGCGUGCUGAUAAUGCCUAAUCCUUGUGUGCAAUUUGUCUUUUUGUUGACUUCAAUAUGAGUUGUUUUGUUUUUCUUGCUUAGUUCGGAGCCCUACGUAAACAGCUUGGUGAAGAUGUACGUGCAGAAGCCAUACAGCUGCCAUGAACUCUUCGGGUUCGAUAUAAUGCUGGAUGAGAACCUCAAGCCGUGGGUUCUAGAAGUCAAUAUAUCUCCCAGGUAA